Messenger RNA from Panicum virgatum (switchgrass), 358 nucleotides. RefSeq lists its product as uncharacterized. The record is from RefSeq and is a predicted model, not a curated record. The coding region runs from base 89 to 358 and encodes 89 amino acids. The transcript has a single exon. NCBI's taxonomy places the organism in Eukaryota, Viridiplantae, Streptophyta, Magnoliopsida, Poales, Poaceae.
GCAGCAGGAGGCCGGUGCACAGCAGGGAGCGCGCGCGGUGCGGCUAGGAAAUACGAAUAGUCGACGACCGAGCCGUACGAGUCCGGGCAUGAAGGUGUUGGUGACGGGCGCGACGGGGUUCAUGGGGGGCCGCCUGUGCGCGGCGCUGGCCGGCGCCGGCGACCACGGGGUGCGCGCGUUCGUGCUCCGUGGCCUCGACGCCUCCGGCCUCCCUCCCGCCGUCGAGGUGGCCUACGGCGACGUCACCAACGUGGAGUCGCUCGUUGCCGCGUUCCACGGGUGCGACGCCGUGUUCCACGCCGCCGCGGCCGUCGAGCCGACCCCUCCGUGUUCCACACCUCCGUGUUCCACACCGUAA